This is a messenger RNA of Peromyscus maniculatus bairdii (prairie deer mouse), 3595 nucleotides long. RefSeq names its product phospholipid phosphatase related 1 (gene Plppr1). Gene Ontology annotation, molecular function: phosphatidate phosphatase activity. NCBI's taxonomy places the organism in Eukaryota, Metazoa, Chordata, Mammalia, Rodentia, Cricetidae. Gene Ontology annotation, cellular component: plasma membrane. Gene Ontology annotation, biological process: phospholipid metabolic process; signal transduction; phospholipid dephosphorylation. The record is from RefSeq and is a predicted model, not a curated record.
UCUCUGUUGCUAUAAGGAAAAAAACAAAAUAUUUGAAUCAACAGAGAAGGCUGAGAGAAAAGCUGAUGAUUUGCAAAUGGUACCAAUAAACAACUUCAGGCAUGAAGAGACACAGAAGAUUGUCUGGGGAUUUUUGGAUGGUCAGGAGUUGGUCACUGGAUAGAAAAUGUCAGACAUUAGAAGACUAUAUCCUCCAGAUCCAGAAACUAGUCAUGCAUAGGAGACAGGGAAUGAAGUGUGAUGUGGCCUUCUGGAGUAAGAGGAAAGUGGUGACUGAUGUGGCCAAAAGAAAGACAUUCAUAUCAGAUGAUGGGAAAUUUGUACUUGAGACACACUGUGCCUGGGAGAUACAAAAGUCUUCUGAGUCUAAAGGAAAGGCAUAGAAAAAGAAGCAAAAUUAGAAAGACUGGGGUAUUCUUAACCCAAAUGACUCCUAAGAAAAAUGGUCCUUUCUGCUAUGGUGAGGUGGAUCCAACAAGUGAUUUCCUCAAGAGAAGCUGUGAUAGUUCAAGAAGGGUUAGAAUGGGCAGAUAUGAGACUGUUUACAUACUAAGGAUAAAGAAUCAGAAAAGAUUAUGAUUAGCAAACAGUGCCUCUCUCUACCAGGACUGACCUACCUUCUCCUACCAGAAGAUCUUUUUUUCCUCCCAUGUUUUCCUACCCUACUACAUAAGAUGUAGUUUUAAUUCUGCAUUACAGAUCAUUUUUGGUUUGAGGGGCUUUUGGGGGGCGGAGUUCUGUGUAGGGAAACAGGUAUUGCUGUUAUUUAUCUUGAGAUGAUAGUAUUCUAGUUCUGGUUUUAACACUAAUCAACUGUGUGACUCUGCAUUAGUCAUUCUAGGACCAGAAUGAGAAAGGUAGGGGUGUGGCUUAUUGGUAGAAUGCUUGAUUAGCAUGCACAAAGCUCUGGGUUCUUGGAGUCAAUACUUAGCACUACAUAAAUUGAUCAUGUCAGCAUAUGCCUAUAAUCUCAGCACUCAAUAAGUAGAGGCAGGAGGAUUAGCAAUUUAAGAUCACCCUUGGUUCCAUAGUGAGUUCAAGACCAGCCAAGGCUUCAUGAGACUCUCUCUCAACAAAAGUCCAGUGCUCCUAAUCCCUCAAAACAUUAUGGCCUCCCUUUCGUUUCCUGUCACAUACUUGUAAACAAAAGCAAUUUUAAAUUGAAGUUGUCUAAAGACAUCUGACUAUAUUGUUUUCCCAUAACGAUUAGCUUGAUACCUUUAAACAAAAAAAGCAAACACUUGCAAGCAUUUUUCUCACUUUAGUUUCCUCAUUUUGUCAGUGCACUGCCUGUACCAGUGAGCAUCUGGUAAAUUCAUGGGUCAAAACUGAACAGGUAUUUGUGUCUCAUAAUGUCUAAAUCUUAUGAAGGUUAAGUGUCUAUGAUAAAAUAGGAUCCUUGGUUUUUUAGUAGGAAGCAUUUUGGAAAAAAUUAAAAACCACCCCUGAUGUAGAAUACCUGCCAAUAAUAUAGAACAUGGUUCUGAAAAUCUUAACCCUGCAAAGCUUUUGUCUUCCUGUUUCUCUUUCUCUCCCUCCCUCUCCCCGUCUCUCUCAUUCAUCCACUCACUCACUCAGUCAUUUGCUAACUGAAUAACAUUUUGUAUGCUUGUCAUCAUGGCUGGGACAGUGCUGCUUGCCUACUACUUCGAAUGCACUGACACUUUUCAGGUGCAUAUCCAAGGAUUCUUCUGUCAGGAUGGAGACUUAAUGAAGCCUUACCCAGGGACGGAGGAAGAAAGCUUCAUCACCCCUCUGGUGCUCUAUUGCGUUCUGGCUGCCACUCCAACUGCUAUUAUUUUUAUUGGUGAAGUAUCCAUGUAUUUCAUAAAAUCAACAAGGGAAUCCCUGAUUGCUGAGGAGAAAACAAUCCUAACAGGGGAAUGCUGUUACCUGAACCCCUUACUCCGAAGGAUCAUCAGAUUUAUAGGGGUAUUUGCAUUUGGACUUUUUGCUACUGACAUUUUUGUAAACGCCGGGCAAGUGGUCACUGGUCACCUAACACCAUACUUCCUGACAGUGUGCCAGCCAAACUAUACUAGUACAGACUGCCGGGCACACCACCAGUUCAUCAACAAUGGUAACAUCUGCACUGGGGACCUGGAAGUGAUUGAACAGGCUCGGAGGUCCUUCCCCUCCAAACAUGCUGCUCUGAGCAUUUACUCCGCCUUAUACGCCACGAUGUACAUCACAAGCACAAUCAAGACGAAGAGCAGUCGACUGGCCAAGCCAGUGCUGUGUUUGGGGACCCUCUGUACAGCCUUCCUGACAGGCCUCAACCGGGUCUCAGAGUACCGGAACCACUGUUCGGAUGUGAUCGCUGGCUUCAUCCUGGGCACCGCAGUAGCCCUCUUCCUGGGAAUGUGUGUGGUUCAUAACUUUAAAGGAACACAAGGCUCUCCUUCCAAACCCAAACCCGAGGAUCCCCGUGGAGUUCCUUUGAUGGCUUUCCCAAGGAUAGAAAGCCCUCUGGAAACCUUAAGUGCACAGAACCACUCAGCCUCCAUGACCGAAGUCACCUGAGAUGAAUGAAGAGAUGCAGCUGUAUUGGUUUCUUUCUUUUUUUUCCCAACAACCUUCCAGUUCAAUACUUCAAAACACACAGUGACUUCAGUGAAACUGUGAAUACAAGUAUUAUGUUUAUCUAGUUAGAGGCUAAUGUUUUGUACAUUUUUUGUAUUAAAAAGUGAUGUAGCUUGCCCUGAUUCUUUUUUUUGUCAGCUUUAAUAUAUUUAAGCCAGAAUUUUAAAACCAACAAAAUUUUCCUCUUGUUCAAGUGUGCAUUGAAGAAUCACAUUUAUUCAAUGAUUGAUGUUGUUUUGUGAUAUUUGUACACAAAUCUUUUCUCAGUUUUAUAGACACAGAUAAAGUGAACGAUCCACUUUAACCCUUAUUACCACAGUUGCUGCCUCCUCCAGAAGUUUUCAAUUUUAAUAAGAGUCAAACUUUUGAGUUACGGGAAGGACCAUGGUGGUUAAUCAUAAAUCUCAAAAUCAGUCUUGGGGGAAAAAAUAUUUGGAGAGAACAUCAUGUUCUGUUCUGUUAAUAAUUUAUUGCAUUCCAAGUUAAAGUGACAGUGGUGUACUAGUGAAGAUUCCUAGUUUCCUAACUAUCGACACAGAAGCCAAUAUUGGUGGUGGUGGUGGGGGUUAUAUGACUCUUUCUUAGAUAAUAGCCUCGCCCACCUAGGGAAGUCAAGGUCAGUCUGGAAUUCUGUCCUUGGGCAGGCAGGUGACACUGUAGCCUUCUAUCCAAAAGAGCAGCUAGCACCAGCCUUUCCUGCCAACUCAACAGUUUUGUAUUCAUAUUGUAUGGACUUUUUAUGAAAAAGAAUAUUUUCCAGUUUGCACAGUAUUAUUUUACAGAAAGGAUGUCAGAGCACCUACAACAUAGAGCCCAGAGCAACAUCUUCACUUGGGGGUGUCUAACUGUUCUUGGAUUUCAACUGCAUCCCGUUUUCUAGCAUGGUGAUAAUGUGUCCCUCCUAUCUGUAUCUAUCAAGAUGUUUUCUUGACACAUCAUGUCAGCUCUUCUUAGCUUUUUUUGUACAUAUUUUUUUUUCUAAAUAGAAGAAAAAAAGUUAUCACAAAAUGGA